AUGAAGAAAAAAAUAUGCCAAGAUAAAAAAAUGAGUGAUGUAGAUAAUGUGAGUGAAACCGAAAGUUAUGAUAAAGAUAUAAAUGGUAAGGAUAAUAUGAAUACAAUUAAAAAUGUUAGUGAUAGAGAUGAAGAUGAUGUCGAAGAAAUGAAGGAAAGCACAACCGAAAGAACAAGUAUUAGUACAAAUAAUAAAAAUAGUGAGAAUCCCAAGAAGAAUAAUAACAAUAUUAUUGAUAUGAAUUGCCUGUGGAGUGAUUUGUACAUAUCGAGACCUUUUUUAAAAGUUUUAUAUGAACAAAAAUUUAGUAAUCCUACAUAUAUUCAGAGAGAUGUGAUUCCAUUAGCCUUAGAGGGUAAAAGUAUUUUAGCUAACUCAGAAACGGGUUCUGGGAAAACACUAGCUUUUGUAUUACCAAUUCUGGAACGGUUAUUACAAAGUGUAAAUAUAAGAAUGAGGAGAAAUAAUAUGAAAGGUAGUUAUAACAUAACUAAGGCCUUAAUAUUAUUACCUACGAGAGAAUUAUCUUUACAGUGUUAUGACGUUAUACGUUCUUUAACAAAAUAUGUUACGAUAACAUAUUCUUUAUUCUGUGGAGGUAUAGAUAUUAAACAACAAGAAUAUGAAUUUAAGAAAAGGAAUGAUAUAUUUGUAUGCACACCUGGUCGUAUAUUAGAUUUAUUGUUAAAUUCAUCAAGUGAUUUUAUUAAUUAUUUAGAGAUUGUUGUAUUUGAUGAGGCAGAUAAAUUAUUAGAACUUGGAUUUAAAGAAGAAUGUUUAAAAAUAUUGGAUGUUUGUAAAUUUAAAAAACAAAUAUUAUUCUUCUCGGCUACUUUAACAAGCGAUAUAAAACAACUAGCGAAUUUUUCUUUAAAAAAUCCAGUAUUUAUUCAAAGUGGCAUGAGUUUUGAUAAAAAUGCUGAUGGAAAGGAUACAUACCAUACAUACAAUAAUUACAAUGACAACAACAAUAAUAAUAGUAUUGUUGUUAAUAAUAUAAUAUCAAAUAGCAUUUUGAAAAUUAGUAAUAAGGCGUCAUUUAAAAUAUCCGAAAAUUUGAGACAAGAAUUUGUUAAUAUAAUUCAAGAGAAAUAUAGAAAAGCUAGUUUAUUAUAUUUAUGUAAUAAUAUAUAUAAAAAUCAUUGUAUUAUAUUUUUUAAAACGAAACGUGAAACACAUCUCAUGUAUUUACUUUUUGAUUUACUUAAUUUAAAAUGUGCUGAAUUACAUGGUUCGAUGAGCCAGAAAAAAAGAAUUGAAUCUAUAAUGAAAUUUAAAAAAGCAGAGGUAGAUUUUUUAUUAACUACCGAAUUAGCAUCUAGAGGAAUAGAUAUAGAUCAUGUUUUAUAUGUAAUAAAUUAUAAUAUACCAUCUAAUGUUAUUAAAUAUGUACAUAGAAUUGGUAGAACGGCAAGAAUCGGGAAAGAAGGAAUAGCUAGCACUUUGUAUCUACAAAAAGAAAAAAUCGAAGUUAAAAAAAUAGUUAAAGGAUUGAAGAAAAGUAAAAAUUUAAAAAUAUUAAAACGAACCAUUGCUGAAAAUAAUGUUCUUGUAUGGUAUAAGAUUAUUAAAGAAAAUAAACAGAAAUUAAAUGAUAUUAUACAGCAGGAAAAAAUUGAUAAGGAAAUAGAAAUGUCAAAUAAAUCAAUAGAUAAAAUAAAAAACAUGAUAACAUUUAAAGAUGAAAUAAUGAGCAGACCUGCAAGGACAUGGUUUUUAACGGAAAAGGAAAAGAAAAAUUUAAAAAAGGAAAGUAAAAAAAAUGAUAAAGACAAAAACAAUAAUAAUAUUAAGAUGAAUGAUCAUUAUGAGGGUGAUGGUUAUGAUGAUGUUAAUCAUAUUAAAAAGAAAAAUUUACCGAAGGAAAACACCAAAAAAAUAUCCACUUUUAAUAGUUAUAAGAAGUUAAAGAAUAAAAAAAAUAAAAAAGGAAAUGAUGAGGAACAUCAGGAAGAGCAAAAGAAAAAACUACAAAGUUAUCGUAAAAUAAUAAGAGAUUUAAAAUUAAAUAUGUUACAUAAUAAAAGUAAUAAAUCACAAAAUAAAAAUAAUAGAGUUUAUAACAAAAAUGUAAAAAAUAAAAGAAUAAAAAAGUAA
Plasmodium reichenowi is the source of this 2097-nucleotide messenger RNA. RefSeq names its product DEAD/DEAH box ATP-dependent RNA helicase, putative. Bases 1 to 2097 code for a protein of 698 amino acids. Gene Ontology annotation, molecular function: ATP binding; nucleic acid binding. The transcript has a single exon. The record is from RefSeq and is a predicted model, not a curated record. Lineage: Eukaryota; Apicomplexa; Aconoidasida; Haemosporida; Plasmodiidae.